AAACACGCAAGCCAGAAGCAGAAGAUGUGUUUAUGGAUGAAGACGAUGAUGAUAUGCCUUCAGGUACUACAGCAAAAGAUGACACAAGCAGAUUGGGAGUGAUCAAAGAGGAAGCUGUCAUUGAAGACCCAAAAAAGGAUGUAGAGGAGCAAGAAGUCACACCGGAUGAGGUUGUGCAUGAAGCUGCAGUUGGCAAGGGUUUGGGUGGAGCUUUGAAGUUUCUAAAGGAGCGAGGGACCCUCAAUGAGGGCACAAAUUGGGGAGGCAGAACCACGGACAAGAAGAAAAGCAAGCUUGUUGGUAUUGAGGAAGAGGCUCAGGACGGGAAAAAAGAGAUCCGCAUAGAAAGAAUGGAUGAAUUCGGUCGAGUGAUGACACCUAAGGAGGCAUUUAGGGAUCUUUCGCACAAAUUCCAUGGCAAGGGACCAGGUAAAAUGAAGCUGGAA
Molecule: messenger RNA, 446 nt
Organism: Triticum dicoccoides
Lineage: Eukaryota; Viridiplantae; Streptophyta; Magnoliopsida; Poales; Poaceae
Product: SART-1 family protein DOT2-like
Exons: 2
Biological process (GO): mRNA cis splicing, via spliceosome; maturation of 5S rRNA
Cellular component (GO): U4/U6 x U5 tri-snRNP complex
Source: RefSeq, a predicted model, not a curated record